AUCAGAUUCCUGCCAGUAACUGAGACCAACAUUUUUGCUUUGAUGGUAUUAUCAACUUCAGUUGACUCGACACAUCCUCAAACUAGAACAAAACAUGCUUCUUCAUUGGAGUGCAAACUGAUGUCAAAAGUAAGCCUCGAUCAGUUUGAAAGAGCUUUCUCGAGUCUGUAAAAUUCUCUUCUGUCAAUGAAAAAUGAUAGCAAGACAGUCGCUAUUCACAGGUAUCAUGGGUGGAUUGACAAGGCUCUCUCACAAAUCUAGCCCCAUACUCUGUAAAGCAUUGGCAUCAACUCAUAUGGAUUCUCUGCCUACUUGGAUGUAUUCAUAUUCCUGCAACUACUCACACUCAAGACAGACUGCCAAAUCAAAUUAUGGGUCAGUUUCAUUACAGACAAGUUUUACAAUGCAGACUGGCUAUAGACAAACAGGUGGGUUACUACAAAAACAGAAUGUGCUGGAUUUAGAUGCUGCCAUGCAUUCAGGUAUUCGCUCUCAUCACACAGUUGGGAAACCCCACGUAGCCAUUUCUGAACAGGCUGCAAAGAGAAUCCGGGAAAUCAAUCUUAACGAUCAAACAGAUAUGGCACUACGAGUACUUGUUGAUUCAGGCGGUUGUCAUGGAUUUCAAUACAAGCUUGAGCUCACCCAAGAAUCACAACCAGACGACAUAUUGUUUGAAAAGGAUGGAGCUAGAGUUCUUGUCGAUGCUAUGAGCUUGGACAUGCUAAACGGAUCUACUGUUGAUUUUGUCGACGAAUUGAUUGGAUCAAGUUUUCAGGUUGUUGGAAAUCCAAAUGCCGAGACUUCGUGUGGGUGUAAAACAUCGUUCAAUUUGAAAUAAGUACUUGAGCUAAAGACAAAAGGAAUGUGAAUGGAGAUAAUAAAAUGAAAGAAUGUCAGUAACUAUCAUGUUUUAGG
This is a messenger RNA of Batrachochytrium dendrobatidis JAM81, 918 nucleotides long. RefSeq lists its product as uncharacterized. The record is from RefSeq and is a predicted model, not a curated record. Bases 194 to 841 code for a protein of 215 amino acids. Gene Ontology annotation, cellular component: mitochondrion. The transcript has 4 exons. Gene Ontology annotation, molecular function: 4 iron, 4 sulfur cluster binding; 2 iron, 2 sulfur cluster binding; iron ion binding. Gene Ontology annotation, biological process: iron-sulfur cluster assembly. Lineage: Eukaryota; Fungi; Chytridiomycota; Chytridiomycetes; Rhizophydiales.